AUGAUGAACCCGGAGAUGAUGCGGGUGGCGGAGGAGCAGAUGCGACGCAUACCCGCCGACGACCUCGCCAGGAUGCAGCGGCAGCUCAUGUCCAACCCGGACCUGCUAAAGCUCGCAACCGAGAGCAUGAAGAACAUGACGGCCGAGGACUUCAAGCUCGCCGCCGAGCGCCUGAACCACGCAAGGCCAGAGGAGAUGCUCGACAUGACCGAGAAAAUCGCCAAGGCCAAGCCCGAGGAGCUCGCCGCCAUGAAGGUGCAGGCCGACGCUGAGAUGUCACGCGCGAUAUCCGCCGCCAAGAUGCUGAAGCGGCAGGGGAACCAGUUCCAUGGCCGUGGGCAGUACGCCGACGCCGCCGCCAAGUACAAGCUCGCCAGGGACAGCGUGAAGAACAGCGUGCCGUCGGCGGGCGGGCGCGCCCUGCAGCUGCAGUGCAGCGUCAAUCUGAUGGCCUGUUACCUGAAGCUAGGCGAGUUUGAGGAGUGCGUCAACGAAGGCUCGGAGGUUCUAAGCUAUGACUCGGGCACUGCCAAGGCGUACUACCGAAGGGGUCAAGCGUACAAAGAGCUAGGGAACCUUCAGGCUGCUGUUGCUGACUUGAGUAAAGCCCGUGAGAUUUCUCCGGACGAUGAAACUGUCGCUCAAGCUCUGACAGAGGCGCAAGAAAAACUUGCGACGGAAGGGGGAACAACAAACCUGCCAAAGGGAGUUGUUAUUGAAGAAAUUUUAGAAGAAGAUAUUACUUCUCAUCUGUCAAGUGCUCAAACGAGUUCUUCUUCUACUGCUGCUGAGCAUACUGUUUCACAGCCACACGACGGAGCACGAAACUCGACACAAUCUGACUCUUCAGAAAGCUUGGUAAAUAUGUCUCAGGUUGCUUCUUCAUCAAGCGGAACAAUCCCUGUUGCUCCAAAUUUUGGUUCGAAUAUGCCGCCUGGCAUGGUUGGUAUGGCAGACCCUGCUAUGUGGGAGAUGUUUACCUCCAUGAUGGAGACCAUGAGUCCUGAUGAGAUGGCAAACAUGAGCGGGCUGCUCGGUAUCGAGAUGUCCAAGGAGGAUGCUGCCAACGCUCAACAGUCUAUGUCUUCAUUCUCUUCACAAGAUUUAGAGAAAAUGAUGAAAUGGAUUGGCAGAGCACAGCGAGGAGUCGAAGCGGCAAAGAAGACGAAGGACUGGCUCCUAGGCAGGAAAGGCUUCAUCUUCGCUAUUGUCAUGCUCAUCUUGGCGUUCAUCCUCCAUCGACUUGGGUUCAUCGGGUAG
Messenger RNA from Triticum dicoccoides, 1260 nucleotides. Its product is annotated as outer envelope protein 61-like. The transcript has a single exon. The record is from RefSeq and is a predicted model, not a curated record. Gene Ontology annotation, molecular function: protein binding. Lineage: Eukaryota; Viridiplantae; Streptophyta; Magnoliopsida; Poales; Poaceae. Bases 1 to 1260 code for a protein of 419 amino acids.